CCUCAACCGCCAAUCAUCAACAACACUCGUCACUCACUGUAAAUACCCUCGUUUUCUCCAUUUUUGGAAGUUUGACUCACACCAGUCUUUUACAACCUACGAACUUGUGUCGAAGCCACAACCACAUCGAAACUCGCAGGCCUACCCCUCCUAAGGUUACAGUGCGGUCGAUCAAUGAUGUGAAACCCCAUAUUUUAUGCAUUUCACAACGCUGCACACGCCAUACAUACAACCAUGUCACAUUCACAGCCUGUUCGGACAGGGACUCCUCAACAUCGAGCACCAGGGAGUUUCUCACCUAUGAUUCAGCCUGCGAACUCACGGCCCGCUCUACGACGCGUUGAUACCUCGGACGACGAAGAUGAAUCUCUCAGCAUCAACAAAUCUCGAGCAGUAGGAACUCCGCAGCAUGUGCCUACCCCUCCACGACCUCUCUACUCCUCUUCUACAGCAAACUCGAGCACCAGCAGUCUACAGAACUUUUCUCGCCCUACACUCAAUACGGCACUAGGUCCACAACCUGCCAGGAAUGCUUCACCGCUGAGCGUUGCGCCGAAGUCUGCGACAGAAUUUUACCGCGGGCACGGUAGGAAGCAUUCCCAGACGCAGGGAUCAUUCGAACCAUAUCUGCCCACAGCGGCGAACUCGAAUCUUGGAAGUAUGGCAAGCGUCAACAGCGGGUUGAGUGCAUCUCAAAUCGCUGCGCAAGCAGCAAUGCAGCACCAAACCCAUAACAGACAAAGGUCGCAGACCGUACCUGCCCCGAUAAAUGAUGGAUCGAAUGGUCCACAGAGUCGCAGACCAUCAAGAGGAGGACCGAUCAGCCCCCCGAUGUUGAGCUUGACUGAAGCUUCAGGUCCACGAGAGCCCAGCUUUGGCGGACAGAUAUAUCAGAACGGAUUACUGGGAGGAUCACACGGGAAUGCUGCACAAACUGCUGCCAAUAUAGUAUUCCCGAAAUCUCCCAACAGUUCACCUGGGCUGCCAGCUACGGAUCACGAAUCGGUACACCGUAUACAACCAGAUAAACCACUGAAGACCGAGAAGUCCAAGGUAAAGCUCUUCUCCAGGCCGACAAAGAUUGGCAUAAGCAAAGAUAAAGAAUCAAGAGCCGGUGCACUCCCCAGUCCAAGUAAGAUGGCCUCCUACACGCUGGCUUCCCUCCAGAGAGGAAAUUUCAGUACCAACAGUUUGACAGAUUCCAUGUCGAGCGCCGCCAGUAUGUACAGCAUGGCCAAUUCCUCGUCGGCAACGAUACGGGCAGUUGAAAACCAACAACCGGAAAAAGACAAGGAGAAGCAUAAACAUCAUUUCUUAUCAAGACAGAAGCACAAGUUGACCAGUAAGGAUGAUCACCAUCUACCACUAUCGUCAGCUGCUAGCAAUUCGAGACCCGUCGAUCCAAGUGCCCCAAGUAGUUUAUACAAUUUCAACCUCCCACCAAGUCCAGGACCCACAAGUACAAGUUUCGCUAAGAGUAUGAGUGGUCUCGAUUUACGGCAUGGUGGGCGGGCAUUAAGAGAGAAGAAGAAAGAAGAGAAGUCUGAUGCCCUUAGGGAGAGUGAAUUGUCAUAUCAAAAUACCAACGAGUGGCCAGGACCUUCGAGUCUGGGGUCUGCGGGCGGGGCAUCAUACCAAGCCUCAGCAGGUGGAAGUUAUGGAUAUACACCCAGUCUCUAUGGGGUUGAUCCAGAGCUGGGCAAAUACGGACUUACAAAUUUAGGGCCUGAUGAUGCUUGGCCGUACUUGAAGGCUAAGCUUCUGAUCAUCUUCGAGGGAGAGGAUUUACGAUUACCUGUGGAGGACUUCAACCGACUAGUAACUGUCAAUAUUCAAAGAUGCAUACAAAAGCGGACUCCAAAUUUGAUUGUUGAGGACCUACGAGAUCUAUUAGCCACAGGGUUCAGUUCACUAGACCAAACACUGAGGCGGACUCCAGAUGAACGCUUGAUCCCGCACUUGGUCGAGAUGUGGCUGUUCACAUUCACAUCCGUCCUACCUUAUAUGCAAGCAGUCUUUCUACCCCUCGACCUGGAAUUCUCCGGCCAUGGACCUCUCAUGACACCAGAACAAGCUCGUGAAUUUUGGGGAGCAUUACCAACUUCCACCCAAGGCCCCAGCGGCAACAAUCCUGCUUCACAGGCCCUCGAAGUGCGACGGAUAGUAUUGACAGCAUACCGUGACACUGUUAUCCUCCCAAGAUUCGAUACCCUGAAGACCAUCUUCUCACGACUAUCCCUCGAGUCAAUAUCGCUAUCCAUCCCAGCUACAGACAUCCUCUCCACAUCACCAGACUCAUUCUCAGGCGGUAGACCCUCAACAGCGAUGUCUCUCGACCCGUCACACGCCUCGUAUGGCUCCCAGACUACCACUCUUCUAGGCGGCGGCAGCUCCGGCGACGGAAGCGGUAAUCGCAGCAGAGCCAUAAGUAACGUCUCCUACGGCUCCGAGCCCUCCUCCGGCCUCGGAAUAGCCAACCUCCCUCCGCCCCCACAGCGACCCUUCACUCCCUCCUCGACACACCCUCUCCAUCCUCUCAACCGCGGCCAGAGAGACAAGACGGUCGAAGAUAGCAGUAAGCAGCUCACUGAGAUGGUCGGCCGCAUGCUGCAGUGUAUGAGUGUUCUUGCUUCUGUUGGGGUGGGAGGAGGGGGCGAUGAGGAUAGUCAGAAGAAGAUGGAGGAGUUGACGAGGGGGCUGAAGCUGAAUUGGCUGGGGAGGGGGAGGAUGGGGAGGGAUAGGAGGGGGUUGGUGGGUGCGAGGGUGCCGGGUGUGGGGGUGGGUGGGAGUUCGAAUCCGAAUUCCAAUCCGAUGCUUGGGAGGGGCGAGGGCGUUAGUGUGAUUUGAUUUGGAGUUGGGUGAGAUGUUCGUGACUUGGCUGAUGCAUUUGGAGGAGUAUCUUGUGCUGCAUAUUCUGCGAGGAGAGAAGACCUAUGAUGGAUGAAUGAUUCAUUUGGAGUUGUGAAGGGAUGUAUGUUAACAUUGGACUUGCCUUUGGGAGCGAGAGCGAGAUCUUGAGAAACGGCGCAAAGAGUAUAUGAGGGACGAAAUGUAUGAUGGUAAUGAUUGGUCUUGUAUAUGUAUAUGUAUAGAUACCAUAUCACGAACAGCUCAAAUGUAAGAUUACAAUCUUGGACAACAGGCCUCUUGAUUGCAGUGGCUGGCUGGCUACUCUUCCAGCCUUCAUGAUAGUCCGUGAGUGAGUCUUGGAGAAAUUUCGACGAUGUGAUGAUGGAGAGAUCUUGGAUAAGCAGUAAAGGACCUGGCAAUAUCUGCGUUUUGUGCGAGACUAGAAUCUUCACCUAGCUUCGUGGUGGGUCUGAAACGGUGGAGCGAAGAUAGUUCACUUUGGAGCUCCAUGAGGCUUUGAAAGAGGUACUUUCUACCAAGUCUGUUUGUGAGGUAACAUGCAUCGCACUCCACGUUGGUUUAGGUUUCGACAGAAAUGUAGGCGGUGUGGUAUUGGUUGGUGUUGGGUAGUAUCCGAGUGGCGUUGCAGGCAGCACGAGUCUCACAUGAUCAGGCUUGAGAAGAUACGAAGGCAGAUUUAAGGGCGAAAGCACGAGAGCAAAGACUUGAAACGAUAUAGAUGACUAGGUCAGAAUAAUUCAUUGUUUGUAGACAGCUAUUGGGAGAUCAAGCGCGAGGCUUGACAUGCAAGACUGGCACGUAAUAGGAGGAAGAAUUGGACCUGAGAAUCAGCGAAUUAGCAAAGUCCUCGCAAAAAAACAUGUUACAACGCGGUGAAGAAUGAAUAGCUUUAGUCAGACAUCCAAGGAAGAUUAUACCCUCAUCUGCCUCAAAAUAGGUUCUAAGUAGAGGCUCGAGUGAAAACUGCGAAUGUGGUUGUGUUUCAUCAUGAAAGCUUUUUGGAAGGGGAGAACCGGUAUGAGAUUGUGGGACUGACCUUUUGUGGGUGAGGUGGGUGUGAGAGACCUGUUUGUAAGUUGUGAUAUAGUUGUAGCAAUGUCCGGUGUGCGUCGCAGAGAAGGUGAAGAAGUUUUUCAGUCACUGGCCGAAGCCUGAACUCGUGCGCUGGUACCGGGAAGUACCCCUCCGACGGUAAUGUGCCACAAGGCUGAGGUAGAUCCUAAUCUAGAAAAUCUUUGCAGGUCAGUAAAUGCUCGACAAACGAUUCUCAAGAAGAAACAGUGACGAUGAUCAUAGCUCAGACAAGGUGUACUGGCAAGUAACAAGCUCCCCACGUAUGGAAAAGCCCGAACAGCGUAAGCUUCAUCAUUGGCGAUUAAGUUGGGAAAAGAAGGUAUUGUAUCAAUUGUCAUCAUUGGAGAUCGAGCGCGCACAGGAAGGAGGAGUUAUCAAACAUACCAUUGGUUGUAUUGAAUAUUGCGGUGCGCGCGUGCGCGGGAGGAGGUGAUGGUGGGAGAAGGUGUGAU
This is a messenger RNA of Cadophora gregata, 4397 nucleotides long. RefSeq lists its product as uncharacterized. The record is from RefSeq and is a predicted model, not a curated record. Gene Ontology annotation, cellular component: TORC2 complex. NCBI's taxonomy places the organism in Eukaryota, Fungi, Ascomycota, Leotiomycetes, Helotiales, Ploettnerulaceae. The transcript has 2 exons. The coding region runs from base 235 to 2847 and encodes 870 amino acids. Gene Ontology annotation, biological process: TORC2 signaling.